AUGGAGGCGGUGGUAUUCGAUGGGAAAACCCUCACACUAAAAUAUGAUCCAGAGUAUCCCAUGCCAAAGAUCUUGAAAGAUGAUGACGUUAUCGUGAAAGUGGAAUACUCUGGCGUCUGCGGUACAGAUCUUCACAUUAUCCAGGGCGAGUUCCCAGCAUCCAAACAAAGACCUUUGCUCUUAGGCCAGAAAGUGGUUGUUGAUCCUAACCGGGCAUGCAGUAUUUGCGAAUUUUGUCGCGACGGCAAUUACCAGUAUUGCUCGACUGGGAUUAAACGCAACGUCGGCAUCUGGCGUGAUGGAGGCUGGGCACAAUACGUGCUGGUGCCACAAGACCAAGUGUACGCUUUACCCGAUGAAAUCACUACAGAACAGGCUGGUCUCUGCGAGCCUUACUCUUGUAUCUCCCAUGGUUUUGACCGUGCCUCGCCGCUGUCAAUUGGUAGCAAAAUUCUCAUAGUUGGUGCUGGUAUUAUAGGAAACCUUUGGGUUACAAUACUACAUCAUCAAGGGCAUAGAGAAGUAACAGUUUCCGAGAUGAACAAAGCCAGGCUGGAAAUUGUCAAGAAACUAGAUACCGGCUUCAGGCUUAUAACACCUGAUGUAUUAGAGAAGGAAAAACAAUUAUAUGACGUCAUAAUCGAUUGCACCGGAGUUGGCAAAGUGAUGGAAACAAGUUUUAACUAUUUGAGACACGGUGGGAAAUAUGUGCUGUUCGGAUGCUGCCCACCCACGCACACAGCUACAGUGAAUCCCUUCCAAAUUUACGACAAGGAAUUGACGAUAAUCGGCGUAAAGAUCAACCCCUUUAGCUUUCCGAAAGCCAUCGGCUGGCUUAAAGCCAUGGGCAGCAGAUAUCUUGACUACGACAAGCUCGGCGUGAAAACCUUCAAGCUGUCUCAGUACCAGGAGGCUCUGAACGAUCUCAAGGCUGGCGCUAUCUCUAAAGCAAUCUUUAAAGUAGUUUAA
This is a messenger RNA of Parnassius apollo (apollo), 969 nucleotides long. NCBI's taxonomy places the organism in Eukaryota, Metazoa, Arthropoda, Insecta, Lepidoptera, Papilionidae. The record is from the annotation of a GenBank genome assembly.